AUGGCGCAGCAUCUACCACAUCUUCCUGACUGGGAACAGGUCAGCACGAACAUCAUCCGUAUACUCGGCGGCAAUCCAAGCAAGUUCACACUCCAAGGCACAAACACAUACCUCCUCGGGCGUGGCGCAAGCCGCCUCCUCAUCGACACAGGCCAAGGCGAGAAGCGCUGGCUCGACAGCCUCGCGAGCGUCCUGCGCCGCGAGAACGCGACAGUGCAGACAUGCCUCCUCACGCACUGGCACCACGACCACGUCGGCGGGGUGAAGGACCUGAAGUCUCUCCCUUCCGGGUCCGAGGCUGAAAUAUACAAGAACACACCGACGCUCAACCCGGACAACCUCCUCGACCCUUCGCAAGUCCGCGACAUCACCGACGGCCAGCGCUUCAGCACGCCGUCGACGCCCGAGGAGCCCGCCACGUUCGAGGUCGAAGCCGUCCACACGCCCGGCCACGCAAAGGACCACAUGUGUUUCCUCGUCACGUCGUCCCCGGACCCGGACGAGGUUGGCGCGCUCUUCACCGCGGACAACGUCCUGGGCCACGGGACGGCCGUCUUUGAGGACCUCGGGCAGUACCUCGACAGUCUGAACCUGAUGAAGCGCCGUGUCGUCGAACUGUCGUCGUCGUCGUCGUCGUCGUCCAAGAAACCGAAAAAGGCAUACCCUGGCCACGGCGCCGUGAUUGACGACGCAACGGGCAAGAUAGACGAGUACAUCACGCACCGGCGCAUGCGGGAGGAGGAGGCCCUCAACGUGCUCCGGUACGGCACCGUCAAGAAGCCCGGAAGCUCCGAGGGCGUGGUGCACGACAGUGUCACGACGGUGGGGGAGAGCGACAGCGAGACCGAAGCGUCGUCGUCAACCGCAACCACAACCACGGCCACGACCUUGGGCAAGGAGGUCGCCGUCGGCAAGGAGUGGGAGAGCAUGGAGAUGGUCAAGGUCAUUUAUCGCCAUUACCCCGAGUCCCUCUACCAGCCUGCCGAGUACGGCUUGCUUAUGGUGCUGGAGAAACUCAGGCGGGACGGCAAGGUGGUCAAGACGGAUGAUGCGAAGUGGAGGGUCAGCGAAAAGGCUACAUUGUGA
Molecule: messenger RNA, 1086 nt
Organism: Exophiala spinifera
Lineage: Eukaryota; Fungi; Ascomycota; Eurotiomycetes; Chaetothyriales; Herpotrichiellaceae
Exons: 2
Coding region: 1-1086 (361 amino acids)
Biological process (GO): secondary metabolite biosynthetic process
Source: RefSeq, a predicted model, not a curated record